UAAAUGAAAAAGUUAAUGGAUGCAUUGAAAGCUUUUUCUACUGCUGGAAAAGUGUAUCAGAACACAUUGUUGGAUGGUGUGAAGUCUAUAAAAGCAUAUGGGAGAAUUAUAAUGAAAACGUUGUUUGAUGGAUUGAAAGCUUCUGCAGGACGAAAGAUUAAUGUGCAAUAUCUGCCAGAUUUUGUGAGCAAUAUAUGUAUUGAGCUACCAGAUAAAGAACAAAAGAGACUGCUAAAGAAACUUCCAGUUGAUGCUUCUGGGAAGAUCUUUCAAGAUAGAUUGUUGGAUGGUCUAAAGUCUUUCAAAGGCUCUUCUUUAAGUCUCUGCUGCAUAAGAGAUGUUCAAUCCAACGGGAGAGUCAGGAGGGUUUUUUCUGGAGAAGGCGGCCACUGUGGCUUCGGGACAUGUACAGACCUCUCAAUGCCACACGGAAGAAAAACAUGGCACAGAAGCUACACGACAGGGAUUCUUCUGAUGAGGAUGAGAUUUUCAACAAGGAACCAGGAGAGAAAGGUGAUGCGCCAGCAGAGAAGCCUCAGGCUACAAAUUCAGCUGCUGAAGACCUGGGUGAGGAGAGCGACAGUGAACUCCGAACUCCGCAUGUCAUCAUCCUCAAGUGACCUUGUCCUGCCUCAGGCUGUCUAAAGUUUAUUUUCUUUUUAUUUUUAUUAAAAAAUUUAUUUUUUU
Molecule: messenger RNA, 687 nt
Organism: Canis lupus familiaris (dog)
Lineage: Eukaryota; Metazoa; Chordata; Mammalia; Carnivora; Canidae
Exons: 8
Coding region: 4-645 (213 amino acids)
Source: RefSeq, a predicted model, not a curated record